This is a messenger RNA of Planococcus citri (citrus mealybug), 933 nucleotides long. RefSeq lists its product as uncharacterized. The record is from RefSeq and is a predicted model, not a curated record. The transcript is spliced from 4 exons. The coding region runs from base 231 to 863 and encodes 210 amino acids. Lineage: Eukaryota; Metazoa; Arthropoda; Insecta; Hemiptera; Pseudococcidae.
AAAGACGAUACGAUGCACUCGGAUGCAAUCAAUAUGUUGUUUUUUUUUCACAGGUCACCUGUUACAUUAUUGGUUAUGCUCUGAGAGAUUGCAGGCCUUAUAGGAGUGGACAGGUGCAUAUACUUCGGAUCGCUGGCAUGGAACACUAUAAGAGAGCAAUCUAAUAAACCAACAUUCAUCAGACGAGUAGUUACAGUGGCGAAGACGAGUCGGAAAAUGAGAUUUUCGUGAUGUACGAGAACAUCUUGUGUCGCGUUAUUUAUUUCUUCGUGUUCGGAUUCUUUAUCGUGAUUUAUGCCAAAAGUAUACCUACAAAUUGGAUCAAUUUAAGCGCCGAUGAGAUCAACGGCUUACCUUUUACCGAAAUAGACUUAAAUGAUCCGUCCAGAAGUAAUUACACUGUGGAAUUUGUUCCGCUCAUUAGCAUCAUCGCCGAUUACCUUCCGAUACUCUUGCACCGAUUAAGAACGCAAGAAGUCACCACAGCCAGAAGUUUGAACUGGUUGCUAACCGAUGAGAAAAUAUGUACGCCGCAUCAUCUGGGACGAUUCCCUAAUCCAGACAAUCAAUGUCAGUUUUUCGAAUGCGCCAUGAAUUUCAAAAACUUGAUCAAUUGUUCGCAGUCUACUCAGAAUGAGGGUAAACGCGAGACGAGGAUCGCCAAACACCUCAACGACGUAAUCCAACUAAAAAGCGAAAAACCCACCAAAAAGAAACACCAUUCAAGCACAACGAGCUUAGCAGUGAUGUACAAAGUGAACGAAUGCGUUUCUCUAAUCCUUCAUCAAUGUUCAUCUCAUCACAUCUAUAGUAAUCGAUUACAACGAUGUAUACCUCACGAAGACGUCAAAUGCCCCGAUUGAUAUCCUUCUUCUGAAAACAUUUGCAUUUAUAUAAUUUAUUUUUUUAUACAAUAAUAAUAAAAUAAUACCU